Messenger RNA from Cooperia oncophora, 366 nucleotides. The record is from the annotation of a GenBank genome assembly. Lineage: Eukaryota; Metazoa; Nematoda; Chromadorea; Rhabditida; Trichostrongylidae.
AUGCUGAAUGAAGCCAUGCAGAUGUCCUCACUUCGGCAUGAACAUCUUCUUCGUCUGGUAGGAAUCUGUCUGCACGAAGAGGGAAUACAACUGGUUACACUUCUACGUCCUCUUGGAAAUCUUCUGAACUUCUUGAAGAAGCACAAGGCCCAUUUGUGUGGCAAGGAUCUUCUACUCUACUGCUACCAGAUAUCAUCAGCUAUGAAAUACCUGUACGAACAUCGUAUCAUUCAUCGCGAUCUUGCCGCUCGAAACGUUCUGGUAAAACGUCACAACCACGUAGAAGUGACUGAUUUUGGCCUAGGCAAAACUUCUCGAUUAUGGUCAGGAGAAAGAUAUGAAGGCUCAUUGGAAGGAAAGCCGUAA